This is a messenger RNA of Moneuplotes crassus, 786 nucleotides long. NCBI's taxonomy places the organism in Eukaryota, Ciliophora, Spirotrichea, Euplotida, Euplotidae. The record is from the annotation of a GenBank genome assembly.
CUAACUCGUUGCGGAUUGGUUGAUAAGAUCUAGACUUUCCCUCCUCUCUCAUAAAAUGGGUCUAAGAUACCAACCUCUUCUCAAAGUUUGUUAUGGGUUUACAUGAGUCUAAUAUUAUUACAGCUGAGCAAAAAAAUUAUGUCAGAAAAUAUGAGUAUUUCUAAUAUUAGCCAAGGAAAAUCAAGAGCACGCCCUGGAUAUUUUGACCAUGAAGCCAUUGAGGUUAUGAAAGAAUGGCUAGAAGAGAACUUAUCCCGCCCAUACGUUCAUAAAAGUGAUAUCAAAGAUCUUUCCAAGAAGUCUGGUCUGUCCAAGAAACAGAUCAUGGGAUGGUGCACGAAUGUCAGAAGACGUCGACUUACGAUUAUAAGAGACGAUAAAGGAGCCAGGCAGCUUGUACCUCAGAAGAACCCUGAAAAGAAAAGGAAACAAAAUAAAUCAGGGACUAGAGCUCCUAUUGUUCUGAAAAAUGAAAGAAAACAAUCACCUAUUAAAAAUCGUGGGUUUGUGCCUUAUUCUACCACUGCCAAGCUUGGGGUGUAUAAAGGACUUCCCUCCUUUAACUAUGACUUAUUAGAAUUUUCUGUUGUAUCAACUGACCCAAAGUAUCCAUGUGAUGAUUCUAAAUUUCAAAAAUUAGAAGCCUCCUGAAGUCCAAAAUCUGAAGUCUGAACAGAGAGCUCUGUUCAAAUCGAUUGGGCAGACCUCAGUCGGUUCUGCCUAUGCGAUUGGCCUGAUGCACCAAAACAUGUAUAAAUCUUGAAUUCAUUUCCUAUUAACUUCAAC